AUGUUUUCAAUUUUUACUUUUUUCGCAUUUUCUUUUAUAGUACAAUAUACUUAUUGUGAACGAAGAAUUGUUAACGGCACCAGAGCACUUGGUGAACCAAAAUUUUUGGCAUAUUUUAUAAAAGCACCACAUUCACCAAAGAACUACGUGGGAUGGAUCUGCGGUGGAGCCAUAAUUCAUCCAUUGUACAUACUAACGUCAGCUGUAUGUAUCGACGACGUGAGACACGUGUUCGCCAUCGUUGGCUACAAUAAGUAUGUGAAAACCGAAGACAUGGACAAGGAUGACUGUACCAAACGUACUAAGAAGAGGAUUGUCGCUAGGGCUUAUCAAAAAGAUAUAAAUAGAACACCGAGUCAAAAAAAUUGGAAUUCAAGAGACAUAAGCUUGGCGAAAGUGGAGUCACCGUAUAACUUCAGAGACCCAGUCUAUACGCAGCAUUGCUCAUACAUGCCAGGAUCGAUCAAAGUUAACUUCAACCGAGACUUUGAAAUGCCAGGAACUGAAGUCAUCACUUAUGGAUGGGGACAUAAAAAUUUUAUUCGACAGGAAGGAGACCUUAAAGAUCAUAAUGCAAAAUUCGUGAACUACGCCUCAACAGUAGUUAUUGACAAGGAGUUAUGUAAAAAGAUGCUAGUUGGACAUUCCGAUAUACAACUAAACGUUCAGUAUUUCCUCAUCUGUACUGCUGGAGAAGGUGCCUUAGAUGAGGGAGGAAAGAUGAAUAAUGGUCCAGUUACUCCAAAGACCUUCAAUGGCAGCACCCCUGGAAUUUAUCAGAGUGUAUUGUCACGUGAUAAUUUAGUUAAACAUAAAACGAACCACACCGACUUCACGAACUUGAGAAGACAUGGACCUUGCCAGAAUGAUCACGGCGGCCCCCUCGUCACUUGGAUUGGGGGUCGAGAGUACGUCAUUGGCAUCGCUAGUGGUUUCCAAGUCAAUAAGAAAAUGCAAUGCGUUGCUCCUUACCUCUAUACAAGUACUUUUAGCAAUGGGGAAUUUAUUUAUUGUUUGUUAAGAAACACCCGACGUUCAACACCAUGUGAUGUCCAACCAGGACGAAAAGGCUAUGAGAUUGUUGAAGAAAAAAUUAAUUGGAACAUAAAUAUUGCCAGAAGUACCCAUUUAGAAGAUAUGACUCCUGUGGUAGAUAACACUAAAGUGAACAAAUCCAACAAAACUUCGGAACCUUGGAAAGACGCCGGUUACUUCUUGCAAUUACGAUCUACGAACCAUUCCGAUGACAAACCAUAA
Messenger RNA from Spodoptera litura, 1257 nucleotides. RefSeq lists its product as uncharacterized. Gene Ontology annotation, molecular function: serine-type endopeptidase activity. The record is from RefSeq and is a predicted model, not a curated record. Gene Ontology annotation, biological process: proteolysis. Lineage: Eukaryota; Metazoa; Arthropoda; Insecta; Lepidoptera; Noctuidae.